Molecule: messenger RNA, 864 nt
Organism: Nannizzia gypsea CBS 118893
Lineage: Eukaryota; Fungi; Ascomycota; Eurotiomycetes; Onygenales; Arthrodermataceae
Exons: 1
Coding region: 1-864 (287 amino acids)
Source: RefSeq, a predicted model, not a curated record
AUGAGCAUGCUUGAACAGUGGCUUCAGCAUGAAUAUGCACCCCCCACUGUGGAUAACAAAGUCUUCAAGCUUCCCCUGGUCCCAGAGCCAGUACGGCCAAAGCAGUUCCCAUUCCGUGACAGACAGGAUAUCGAGAUCAUCCUUCGUGGCGAAAAGUCAGACCAUUACGCCCGUCUUUGCAAGGAAAACGCGGACCUCGAAGUCUCAUUCAACCCAACCGGCGGAGAUUUUACCAUUACCGAGCGUGUCCAGGACCCAGAAGAGCCAUGCCACUAUCUGGAGGUGAUCGCUCAUCUCAACCGCAAGAACUCGGAGCUUCUGGAUAUCAGAAAAUUCUCUCAAACUACACUACUAAUUGCAUUUGCCAUUGCAGAUGGGAAGCAUCCGUGGAUGGAAUAUCGCCAAGCUGGAUUUCAAAGCGCACGCCUACCCAGCCUUCUUAGCCAAGCUGUCAAAGCAAGAUGGCCGCUCUGCUAUAUCAAAGUCCUCCUUCCACUCUCAAAACACCCUCGUAGCUGGACUGCUCUUCUCGCCCUGAUGACUUUCAAAGGGGUAGACGAUAAAGACCUGAAGGAGGUGAAGGAACUCUACAAAGCUGUGGAAAGAUGCCAGAGCGAGCUGUUUGAUAUCAGCCAGCGCCCAGGAUGCCCUAGCUCGCUUAAGGAGCUGAUCGAUAAGGAAGAGGAAAUGCGCAAGCAUAUUGAAUUAAGAGACCCGAAAACCCGAACUGCGUUGAUCAAGCAUUACGAAAAAUUAGUCGACGACAUUGCCGUUGCCCAGAAACGAACCAUGUGGCUGAAAGAGUCAGAUAGACUUGCUAAAGAGCAGGAAGCUGUUUAUCAAAAGGUUGAACUUGAUAAUUAG